GCGUGCGCGUAUUGACGUCACUAAUUUGGGCGUGUUGGUCUUGGUACAAUGUUCAAUGACUAAAGCGAAGGUUAUGUUCAUGGUUUCCUAUCCGGUAAUGUACAACAUUACUUCCGGUGGGAUUAGGUAAUCAGUGAGUGGGAUGGAGGUUUAACUUGUUUUCGUAGUGUUUUGUUGGUGAAGAUGGCAUUGAGUGGUUUUGUGGAGUUCUUCCAGAAAGGAAAGGCAGUGGCAUGCGGUGGUCAUGCAGAAAGGACAUUUCGUCCAAAGAAGCGAUUUGAACCUGGAACAUUGAGGUAUUCAUUACACAAACAGGCACAGGCAUCCCUGAAUUCAGGUAUCAACCUUCGUUCUGUUGUGCAGUUACCUCAAGGAGAAGACUCAAAUGACUGGAUUGCAGUUCAUGUUGUGGACUUCUUCAAUCGUAUCAACCUUAUAUAUGGAACAGUAUCAGAGUACUGUACAACCACAUCAUGUCCUACAAUGUCAGGUGGACCAAAGUUUGAAUAUCUGUGGGCUGAUGGUGGGAAGUAUAAGAAACCAACUCCCCUGCCAGCUCCUCAGUAUGUUGCCCUGCUUAUGGACUGGGUUGAAGCUCAAAUAAAUAAUGAAACACUGUUUCCCGUUUCCACAGAUGUGCCUUUCCCAAAAUCAUUCACUUCAUUGUGUCGAAAGAUUUUAACACGAUUAUUCCGAGUGUUUGUCCAUGUUUAUAUCCACCACUUUGAUCGGAUUGUGGCUAUUGGAGCGGAGCCACAUGUCAACACGUGUUACAAACACUUCUAUUACUUUGUCCGUGAGUUUGACUUAGUCAGCAGCAAGGAACUUGAACCAUUGAAGGAAAUGACAUCACAUGUAUGUCGAGAUUAUAGCGAUUCUCCUGCAACAUCAAGUUGACUGUCAACAACACGACAGCAAGCAUGAAGGCACAGAACUAUUCCAUGGUAGGAUUCAUCAUCCAUUUACAUUUGUGUGUCUAUCCUGUUUAUGAUAUGUCUCGAAUUUGAGUUGUUUUAUCAUGAAAGAAAUUUUCUGUUUGUAUAUGACAUGAUAUAAGUGCAUAACAGAAUAUUAAAACUCAUUUGUACUGUGUUUAGUAAUUACCUGAAUCAUUGUUUUAAACUGUGGAUGAAAUAUGUCUUGCUGGGAAUUGGAAAUCAUAGGAAUAAAUGAUUCACAUUUAAAAUGACUGGGAGCAUUCCCACAUCAACAUUUUCAUGUUACGUAUGCGUUUAGUCAGCAUCAUUGUGUAUUUUUUACUUUCAGUAAGUUUUGUCAAGGGCUUCGUAAAUUUUCUUAAAAACUAGGUACCGGGUGGGAACAUAUAUGCAUACAUUUCUUCCUCAAGCACAUUGAAUUAAAAUGUGCUUCUUAGCCUGAUUUUUUAUUGGCCACUUUUAUGUGGCAAUGCAGGUAACAAAUUUUCCUGCCCUGUUUGUUUGUCAUUUUAUCAUAUUUCCUCCAUCAGUUCCAAGACAAUGUGAUUUUAAAGCAAUAUCUCCAGAGUUUUCUCGAAUAUAUGUCCUGUAACUUUGAUGGUGUUUGCUUAUCUAGACUUAGAAUUCAGUAAAUUAACUGUUUUAUUAAUUUUAGAUAAGUAUUUUAGAAGUAACAUUUUUUGUUGUACAAAAGUAAAAAAGUCUGAAUGUGAUAAAUGUAGUUGUAGAUGUAAGUAUGGAAGAUGAAUUAAUAAGUAUUUCUCCAACAUUGCAAUAAAUUAUGUUAGGUAAUUUUCCUUUUGUCUUUCUGUAUGUAUAGCAGAUAUUUCUUACUUAUUUUAAGCCAAAAUAUGGUCUCUUGAAACUGCAGCAUUUUGUUCACUUGCAUUUUUAUGCAGUAAUUAUGUUUUCAUGCUGACUUUUUUGGUGGAAAUGUAAUGUCACUGCCAGUCACUGUGUUUAUGAAUGCAGAUAAUUAAAAUUUUGUAAUUAUGAGAAGAGCAUGACAUUGUUUGUCUCCUGGGUUGCAAAGCCUUGUGGUCUUGAAGGCAGAUACCAGUAUUUCAGAAUAAGAUACUGCCAACAUCUCGCUUCACCUCUGAAGAUGGAAGCAGUAUGUUCCCCAAAAAUGUAGGUAUCUUUCUACAAGUCCACUCAAAUCACAUAUGAAACAGGAGUAGAAUUGAAUUCCUCGUGCAUGUUGGUGUGACUGUUCUCUGGCUCACGAGGGAGAUGGAUUGUCAAGUACAGCCUUAUUAGCAUAUUGUAUUGUAAGACUAUAAAGAUUUUUCUUAAUUUUUUAUAUCUGUCUGACAGGUUAAUCAGAUUUUUAAAAGCUAUUGUGACAUUGGCAGAAUAUUACAGCUAUAUAGCCACUGUUAUUGACUAACUCCAUUGUGUGAGGUUAUAUUUUAUGGAUGCCUCAGCCACACUGCUUUUUUUUUUAGCUUCUUUACAGCUCCAUAAUUCUGAACCAGAGGAGUCCUGAGGUUUGCUGUCAAUUGUUCCAAAUAUAAUGUCCAAACUAUUCCAGGACACAUGCAUACGAUUCAUUAGGCUGUCUGUUAUGCUGAUCAAAUCAACAUCCUUUCUUUUUUCUGAAGUGCAAUGACAAUGAGGUGCCACUGUUUUAACAUUAAUGUAUACUUAGUUCCUAACAUAUAAAUGUUUUGUGUGAUCAUAUCAUGGAAGUUAAUUUGUUGUGUUGAACAUAUUACAAAUUUACUGUUUGGCAGGAACCAUGAUUGUACAAUCCUGCUAAUGACUGGAACUGCGCAUACUCAUAUGUGUAGUUCAUAUUAUAAUACAAUUAUAUUUUGUUUUAAUUCUCUUGUACAUAAUAAUGCCAGUUUCUGGAUAAUGAGAGGCCAUAAACCAUAAAACUUAUUCUGAAUUGCAGCAAGUCAGCUGUUUACAGUAAUUGAGUACAUGGAAUAGACACAGUUUCUGAUACCGAAAGUCAAUAUAAUGAAUAGUGGUUGAUGUUGAUCUUCUGGUUUGUAAUGCUGUGUGGACUUAUUAUAGGUUACUAACAUUUUGGAGGGACAUACUACCUCCAUUUUCAGCCACACUGUGUUGCAACCCAGGAGGCCAACAUCAACAUAAUGUUAAUAUUUUGUGUAAAUCUGUUUGUAUUUCGAUCAGCAGAGUGCCAAAUACAGGUUAAGAUGUAGUUUACGUGAUACAUUGUAAAAUGAGAAUUUUUAAAAGGUACCAAAAUCAUUAAUAAUCUAGUCCAUAGUCAUUUUAUUGCAUGAUAAUUGCUCAUGUUUAUACAUUUGCCUGGAAGCCAGUAUUGAACCACUGAGUAAGUUAUACAAGUUCUUGUGCAAUUCCAAGGUUUACCAACUUCAAUACAUGGAUAUGCGAGAAAAAAUCAAGAAAAUUUAAGAAUGGGGAGCAAUUCGAGAUCUUGUAAGUGCCCAUCUUUGAAAAUGUUCUCAGAGCAAACAAACCAAAACAAUUAAUUUAAGUUUUGGUAAGCAGAGAGUAAUAUUAGAGGGUUGUAAAAGGGCAACUUGAAAAUAAAUUAUAAUGUUCAUGAUGCCAGUAAAAACAUUGCCUGUGUAGAUAAAGCACAUGUUAAAAGAAUGUUUAUUGACAAGAUUAAAAUUACCGUUGAGAUUUCCUAGCUAUAUUGCUGCUGUUUCUGAAUUUAUACCGUGGUGAAGUAGUAGGAUCACUUAAGUAAUCUGGAAGAAUCAACUUUGUAGUUUUAUAGAUGUAUGCAAAGUCUUUGUGUCCAGAUAUUUAACCUUGUUGUCAGAAUCUGGUAUUAAGAACCACAAGUCAGUUGUAAGAGGCAGAAAGUGUAGUGCUAUAUUAUGUGAAUUAUGAAAUUACAUUGUGUAGAUGCAGGACUGACUUCUUAGGAAUUAAGAAUAUUAAAAUUGCAAGACAUUGAUAUUUCAUAUUUUGACAUUUGUACAAGAGUGUUGUAGUACAUAGUGCUUUACCCAUAUCUACUGCAAGUAUGAAAUGUUCUUUACGAAAAUUAAUUUUAAAUAGUAUUUCAUAUUUUAAGAUGUCAUCAGGAGUUAUAUUGAAAUCAUUUUAGAAUUUUCUGCCACUAAGAGAUGCCAUUACCCUUGUAAUAUGUUCUUUUUGUCAAUAUUAUUUUAGGAUAAAGAUUGGAAACCUGACCUUGAUAUAAUUUAAGUGUAUUGGGUUUAAAACUCAUAUAAAUUACAACUAUGAUGCCAAAUCAGAAUGCUUAUGUGAGUGUGCGUAGUUUAUAUACAUACAUAAAUUUAAAGUAGUAUUUAUCAAAAAGGAUGAUUUCCAAUUAAUUUUAUAUGUACUGUUUGUUUAUUAUAGUGAAGGUGUCUGGGGAGAUUCUACAAGAAUUCUAUUUUAUUAAUGUUCUGCUAGGGAGGCACAAUUUAAUGUAAAAAGACGUAACAAUAUCACGUUUGGCAACGUAAGUGAUCACAAGCCUAAAAAGUGAAAAUAAUGCACUGUUGCAUAUUAUAAUAUGCAAUAAAUUCUUUACAUACACAUUAAUGAAAAAUCUGGGCUUAAAAUAAAACUUAUGAACGUAGCUACAGUUGUGCCAAGCAGUUAUUCUGUAUAUAUAUAUGUUCAUAAUUAUAAAAUUAACUAUUUUUGAAGGAAAUCAGUUCAUUUAUAAUUUUAGCCCUUUCAUGUUCAUUCAUAUACUAAAAAUUCUUCUGAAAAAACAGGUGCAUUUUUCACAGAUAUCCAACCAUUCUUGUAGCUCCCCCAAAUUAAAUGCAUAAAAUGUUAUGUAGUGUCUCUGUUUUAUGGCUUGAAAGUCAUGAAUGAUAAUGAUUGAAUGUUUGUGAUGUAUUGUUUAAAUAUGUAAUAAAAUCAUCUCUAGUCACCAUAAGAUUAACAUCUUGCA
Zootermopsis nevadensis is the source of this 4803-nucleotide messenger RNA. RefSeq names its product MOB kinase activator 3 (gene Mob3). NCBI's taxonomy places the organism in Eukaryota, Metazoa, Arthropoda, Insecta, Blattodea, Termopsidae. The record is from RefSeq and is a predicted model, not a curated record.